UUUAAAUGGCAGAGAAGAAACUGAAGAGCAGGUGGAGUGCAGCGUUGGUGAGGCCAAGUGUCCAAUCACCACAGAGAGUGACAGAGAUGUUACCGCAGCCCUGCUGCCCUCAGGGGGAUCUCAGAGCCACCCCUAUGCUGGAAGGGUGUCCGUUAGAGAAACCAACCAACAAGAGGAACAAGAGCCCUGCGUGGAGCAAGGGUCUAGUGACUACGGACAGCCAGCGAGGAAUGAGCCCUGCGUGGAGCAAGGGUCUAGUGACUACAGAGAGCCAUCGAGGAAUGUUUACAACAAACUCUUCAGCAGCCUUCUCCCCUCCUCCUCGGCACAUCCUUGAAACCUGGGAACCAGUGCCAGCGAAGACCUUCCACAUUUCAAUAUUCCCAAACCUGAUAUCCAUCUUUCCCAAAGCUGGGAUUCACCUUCCAUCAAAUCCAGUUUACCUUCGCUUCUCAAAAACGCGGAAGACAGUGAUGGUGAAUUGGAGAAUUACCAGCAGUGCCACGAGCCAGGAUUAGUGGAUUCAAUGUUUCAAACGACAAGCUUGAGCAGCCAGUUUGAGCCGAUUGGUGUGACACCUUCUGCUCUUUAUGUGCGAGAAUAUGAGGACCCAGCUAAUGUUUCCAAGAUGGGUACAGGUGAACGUGAAUUCCUUGAGGAAAAUACUUACAAGAACCAGAAAAUCAGCCAGUGCUAUGAUUCUGAUGUUAACAAAGAGGAAGAGCCUGUAGAACAACCAAAAGAACUGGAGUCAAAUGAUUCUAUGACAGACAACGGAAAAGAUACGGCCACUUCAGUUCUCAGCCAGGAGACACUUCCAGACAUCCCUGAACUAGAAACCACAGCAAUUGAAGAAGUUGUGUCUCAUACAAGUAAACUCUGCCGACACCAAAGGGAAUAUUUAACAGCUGAUCUACAUCCAGUCAACACAGAUCAAGAUGAUGGGGGAUAUGAAGAGCAGCCUCCAGACAUCGUUGAGCUGAGCUUAAGUAUUUCAAACCAGUGCAUGGGCCGCGGUGGUGGCAGUGAUGAAGAUUCACAGGCUGGUGAAAAAGCACAUCAGGGAGUUGCAGAAGAAGGAAGCAGUGAAGCAGAGGAGGAAGCUGCAGAAGCCCCAAAGAUUGAGGGUGAAAGCAAUGAGAACGUAGCCCCCAGGGCUGACCAAGACGGGCCCCCCUUGCUCCAAGACAUUGGAGGCAGAAAGACAGCAUGGCACUCGGAACAUGGAGUUAGAGAGAGCCAAAGGUUGUCCUCUUCUGAGCCCUUCAUCAGGCAAUCAGUUGAAGAUGUUUACGGGCGAAUCAUCAGGAAGUGUGGGGGUCUUUUCUUGGAUACGUUGAGUGGAGUUUACCUGGCGACCUAUUCAAAGGACCAGUGCCAGUUCUACCUGCUGGAUUCUGGACUGAUUCUGUCUGGGGCAAGGGGGGAGAACCGGUCUGACAAAGUCCUGGUCACAAUGAGAGACAACAUGAAAUUAGCCCUAACUUCAACAAGGUGCAGCGACUAUGAAUACCCGAUAUAUUUCAUCAAACAACUGGAUGAUAACUGGUUCAGAGCCAUUGACAAGCUUACGCAAGAAGUGAUGUUAGUGAAAAGGGUUUUAGUGACUUCUAAUUGGAGAAAAACCCUGGAGAACUUCCUGUUCCUCCAGUCCCGCCCCUUCAAUCUACUUCGUUAUGCCGUUGUGUACGACAGGAAGGGAUUCAUCUACUAUAUCAUGCAGGGUGUGUACUUUGACCCCACGACCCUUGGAAAUAUGGAGGACGUGUGUUCGUUUAAAAAGACCCUGAGAGAGGCUGUCAGAGGAGUUUUUCAGGACCCUGCGCUGGAGGAGUGUGUCUGUGAGCGGGUGAGGAGGAGUGUGGAGGGGGAGGAGGUGGACUGGGGGCAGGACUGCAGUCCAGCAGGCUUCAGGGACUAG
Messenger RNA from Acipenser ruthenus (sterlet), 1921 nucleotides. RefSeq lists its product as uncharacterized. NCBI's taxonomy places the organism in Eukaryota, Metazoa, Chordata, Actinopteri, Acipenseriformes, Acipenseridae. Bases 527 to 1921 code for a protein of 464 amino acids. The transcript is spliced from 5 exons. The record is from RefSeq and is a predicted model, not a curated record.